Messenger RNA from Conger conger (European conger), 2805 nucleotides. It is a transcript of the gene s1pr1, whose product is annotated as sphingosine-1-phosphate receptor 1. Gene Ontology annotation, cellular component: membrane. Gene Ontology annotation, molecular function: sphingosine-1-phosphate receptor activity. NCBI's taxonomy places the organism in Eukaryota, Metazoa, Chordata, Actinopteri, Anguilliformes, Congridae. The record is from RefSeq and is a predicted model, not a curated record. Gene Ontology annotation, biological process: sphingosine-1-phosphate receptor signaling pathway; angiogenesis. The transcript has 2 exons. Bases 331 to 1422 code for a protein of 363 amino acids.
GUUGGGCUUGCAGUUUGUCCUUACACGUUGAGGAACACAUCCAAUGACUGGAAUAUAUGUUGAAACUUUUAACUUAUCUCAGUAAGAUUUUUUGUUAAAAAAACGCAUGGAUAUCUACUUUUAAGGCUUUUCACAAUGCGGUCCCUCAGUAUAUGGUUCAUAUUCUUUGGCAAUGAAAAGUUUUUCUUGACAGACAAAUAAUAAGAACACAUCAACAGAAAGUUGGCUUAGCCAACAACGAAGCCUUGUCCGCUAGCGCCCCUCAAUGGACUAACUGGUGGAUUGCAAAUAAGUGGGAAUUUUCAAGCGACAGGACAAGAGGACAGGAUCAUGGCAGACUCCAUGUAUUCCGACCUGAUAGCCAGGCACUACAAUUUCACCGGAAAGGGACGGAAAGACUCGGGACUGAAGGCAGAUUCUGUUAUCUUCAUCAUUGUGUGCUGCUUCAUCAUCCUCGAGAAUAUACUGGUCCUUCUGACCAUUUGGAGGACCAAGAAGUUCCACAAACCCAUGUACUACUUCAUUGGGAACCUGGCUCUGUCGGACUUGCUGGCCGGGGUGGUGUACACUGCAAACAUCCUGCUGUCUGGGGCCAACACUUACAAACUGACCUCCAUGCAGUGGUUCUUCCGGGAGGGCAGCAUGUUCGUUGCCCUGGCAGCCUCCGUGUUCAGCCUCCUGGCCAUCGCCAUCGAGCGGCACCUCACCAUGCUGAAGAUGAAGCUCCACAACAGCGGGAACACCUGUCGCGUCUUCCUGCUCAUCAGCACGUGCUGGUUCAUCGCCGCCAUCUUGGGCGGGCUCCCCAUCAUGGGCUGGAACUGCAUCAGCAGCAUGAACAGCUGCUCCACGGUGCUGCCCCUCUACCACAAGACUUACAUCCUCUUCUGCACCACCGUCUUCAGCGUCAUCCUCAUGGCCAUCGUCAUCCUCUACGCCCGCAUCUACGCGCUGGUGCGCACCCGCAGCCGCAAGCUGGUCUUCCGCAAGGUGUCCAACGGGCGCGGGAGCAAGAGCUCGGAGAAGUCUCUGGCGCUGCUGAAGACGGUGAUCAUCGUGCUGAGCUGCUUCAUCGCCUGCUGGGCGCCGCUCUUCAUCCUCCUCCUCCUGGACGUGGCCUGCGACAUUCGGAAGUGCGACAUUCUGUACAAGGCCGAGUGGUUCCUGGCGCUGGCCGUGCUCAACUCCGCCAUGAACCCGCUCAUCUACACGCUCACCAGCAACGAAAUGCGCCGCGCCUUCCUGAAGAUGCUCCUGUGCACCGUCUGCAGCAAGCCGGGGGGCAAGUUCACGCGGCCAAUCAUCGGCGCCGAGUUCAGCAGGAGCAAGUCCGACAACUCCUCCCACCCCAACAAAGAGGAGCCGGAGUACUCCCCCCGGGAGGCCAUCGUCUCCUCUGGGAACAUCACCUCCUCCUCCUAGGAAGCCUCCUGCCUUGUGGAGUGUAAAUAUCCCUCACCACUAAUUAAUGACUGUGUGUGUGUGUGUGUAUGCGUUUGUGUGCUGAUGUUUGCCCUGGACAUUCCCCCAUCUGUAAUAUUUUUCAAAGGUAUUCCGUAGCACCAUGGGAAGGGCUGUGGCACAGCGAGAACUCUUUUGCCAGGAAAAAAAGGGCUAAACUGGAAGGAAAUGUGUACAUAACUACCGAUUCUUACUUGAACUGGAAACUGUUUUGUUUCUGUUUCUAUGCCUGGAGGACUGCCAGUACUGGAGUUCUCCCACUUUCACAUGAAGAUGCCACAGGGAAGCACUUAGCACCUGAUUUGUAACCCUGACUAAUGAGUAUUACCCUUCGAAGCAAGCCGUUUCAGUUCAAGGUGUAUUUGUAUAUUACGUACAGCACUUGUUGUAAAAGUGCACAUGAAGAACUGUUACAGACAUUACUGACACUCUAAAAUGAGUCUUUUGAAAGAGUGUAGUCUGUAGGUAUUAUUGUUGUUAUUAUUAUUAUUAUUAAUAUUAUUAUUAUUAUUAUUAUUGUUAUUAUUAUGUAAGGAAUACAUCUGAUGCAUUUGUAUUUCUUUGACGUAAUCCUAAAUUUGAGUUCCAUGUAAAUCAUUCCCCAGAUUGAGAAUGUAUUUUGUGCUUAAUUUUCUUUUAUUGGAUAAACCAUUGUUCCUGUAGCUGUGCUGUGUAGUUGUAAUAAUAAUAAACCUUGGAAACCGUUAAAAGCAUUAUUGUCUGGAUGGGGGCUAGACUGAGUAAGCCUGAAUGAGGUUUAUUUUCUUUGAACAAUCCGGCUUUUUCAUUCUUUCUCUUUCUGUGUUGCCAUUGGAUAUGUUUCUGUGUAGAUUUUUGCAUGGCCUGUCCAUUGUGUCUCCAUAUACUGAUGUCCACUUGUGUAGACUUGGCUUUCAUCUAAUGCCGCAAAUCAACAGUUCUAUUUGUACAAAGUACUGUACAUGAAAGAGGCAGGAUUAACCAUGGAAUACAUCAACAGUGAUUACAGUAAUAAGCUGAUGUAAAAGGCCCUAAUCAUCUCUCAAACCUGUUUCCUGGGGCUGUUUGUAUUAGUCUGAAACCAUGUUCAAACCACAUUUGAAUAUUGAUAUAAUUCAAAUGUGGUAAAACAUUCCACUGAAACUCUUAUUUUGUUUUUUUAUGUAAAGAACUAAAAAUGUAUUUGCUUUGUUUGACUCCCCUUUAUGCCAAGUAUAGAGGCAUAUAGUGAGAACCAAUUCAAUGAAGUUGAAAUUGCCAAAAUGUGUAGCUCUUUUGUUGUCCCACCUCUUAUUUGCACACCAUAAUGUUUGUUUUGUGUGAUUAUUGUUGCUAGAUGGUAAUAAAAAAUGAAACAAAUGAAAA